Molecule: messenger RNA, 958 nt
Organism: Centropristis striata (black sea bass)
Lineage: Eukaryota; Metazoa; Chordata; Actinopteri; Perciformes; Serranidae
Product: coiled-coil domain-containing protein 106-like
Exons: 2
Coding region: 31-573 (180 amino acids)
Cellular component (GO): nucleoplasm
Source: RefSeq, a predicted model, not a curated record
UAACUAGAAACAUAAGGAGAAGAAAUAUGAAUGGCUGUUUUACAAUUGUGUGUGUUCUUAUUUAUUACAGCAGAGUCUUCCAAGAUGGAAAAAAAGAUGAAAAGAGUCUUCAUCUCAGAUGAAGAAUCCGACAUUGCCUCAGUCGUAGCCACUGACUCCCCAUUGUCCGAUUCGUCUUUUGAGGAAGACACCAAGGCAAAGAAAAAACUCAAGAAGAGAUCCCCUAAGCUGGGUGGAAGCCCAAAACCAGAGAUGAGUCGCGUUCGAGUGAAAAACAUCAGAGACAUCAUCAAAAGGUAUAAGGCAGUACUCAAGAGGUACAGUGAGGGGGGAUCGAUGAAGACUGCAUUCGAAGAAGUUGGUGUAGAUCGCAACACUAUUGCCAGAACGGCAGUUGUCGCAGAGCUCUGCCUCGCAGCCCCGGAAGCUUUCAGUGCACUUGACCGGUGGAAUGACAAGAUUGAGAAGCUGUCCGCAUUUGUGGACAGAUGCCGUGCGGCUGUUACCACCGAGAUUAAAGAGCAGAUAAACAGAAUGAAAGAGGAUGGUAUCUUGUUACCUAUUGCGCAUUGAAUGUGCCAAAAAAAAAAAGCUGUCAGUUCCAGGUUUAUGUUAAUAAUCUGUUAAUUAUGUUAAUGACAUGCAUUAUGUUAUAAAUUGCAGUUUGCAUUUGGUCUCAGGUGAAAGAGCUAUGCAAGUUUUUUUUUUUUUUUUUUAAUACACAGAUUUUAUUUAUAACAUCUAUUUAAUUGGCUGGCUCUAACAUUACAUGCACAAAUGUGGAUUUGAAUGGUAAGGUACAUCGGCUGAUAACCGUUCAGAGUAAUAUUGUGGAUCUACCUACCUUUUGGAGCUGUAUUUCUUUAAAAAAAGAUGUACUAUAUGAUUUUGGUUUGAUAAGAGACCGUUUUUGUACUGACCUAUAUUCACAGAUUACAAAAUAAAGAGUUGCUUUAAA